Molecule: messenger RNA, 28550 nt
Organism: Xyrichtys novacula (pearly razorfish)
Lineage: Eukaryota; Metazoa; Chordata; Actinopteri; Labriformes; Labridae
Source: the annotation of a GenBank genome assembly
UGCAGUGGCUUGGGUAAUCUUCGUUAUGUUGUUGCAAGCAGACAAACAUAAAUUUACAUGCACGGUUGAGUCAGGCUUGUAUAGAAGCUGGGUUCAGGAAUUUAAUCAGACUGCUGUCCUUGUCAAAGUUACUGAUGAAAGCAGCAAGCAAGUUAAACCUGCAAUAUAAAGGGGAAAACAGAAGUACAAUGGUAGACAAUGAAGUUAUCUUUGGUACUAAAUUCAAUUUCGAAAGAUUUUCUCCUUCUACUUCUAAAUAAAAUGACUUUCCAAGCUCAUGGGAGGUGUUGUUUCUGUCUGGUGAGAGUUUCCAGCGUGAGGCCUCAGCAGAGGAGAGCAUGAGGAAGCAAUCAGCCCAUCGAUGAGUGGGCCUGCGGGGAUGGUGUGACCCCCUCUCCUUACUCUUCCAAAAAUCCUGCUGGAGUCUGCUGGGAUCUAAUCAAUCACUACAAGCCGGCAAAACACUCCAACAUGCCAUGCCUGCCCCAGAUUCCUGCUAGGUUUUGUGUUUUUGUUUGUUUUUUCCCCACUGAGAGGUUAGCUCUCAAGAUUCCUGGAGGAGAAGUGAGUUAUCAGUGGUGCUGAUCAGCUGACUAUGGUGGGACAGCUUCUUUGUGGUUGGAUAGGGUAUUUGAUUUCAUAUAAUUUUAAAGUACAUCAGCCAAUAAGGGCUCUUGCCGCAUGUCAAAAUGAACCUUCUGUUCAAAUUGAACAUAAUGCGUUUGGAGUCUGCAUCACUUUUUCGGGAGAAUGUUGCAUGUCUCAUCUCAUGAGUAUAAAGCCAAUGCUCUUUCUGGCACAAUCCAAUUUAUUGACUCUAUGUAAUUAAAAAUGACAAGCUAUAGCACCAAAUGGAGCAGUAGGGAAAUAUUACAUACAGUCGUUGUGGAACAUUUUACUGCAGAAUAAAAGUCAUAAAAAAGACAUUUUAUAUGACAAAUUACGGAAGGGGAUUAGAGACACUGGGGGGAACCAAUUAUUUAAACUUUUUAAAAUUAUUUAGAGGAAAAGUCAGAAAUCUAAGAUUAAGGUCAGAAUUUUGAGAUUAAAGUCAGAUUUCAGAGAAAAAAGUCAGAAUUAAAGUCAGGAUUCUGAGAUUUAAGACGGAAUUCCUAAAAAAAAAAGUCAGAAUUCUGAGAUUAAAGUCAGAAUUCUUAAAAAAAAGUCAGAAUUCUGAAAAUAAAGUCAGGAUUAUGAAAUAAAGUCGAGAUUCAGAGAAACUGAGUCAGAAUUCAUUUUUAAAAAAGUCCAAAAUUUUGAGAAAAUUUUGGAAUUCUGAGACUAAAGUCAGAAUUUUGAAAAAAAGACUUGUGAAAAAUAAAGUCCGGAUUCUGAAAUAAAGUUGGAGUCAAACGAAAUGAAGUCGGAAUACUUAAAAAAACAAAAACAAACUCUGAAUUUAAAAAAAAAAAAUUGAAUUUCGGAUUAAAAGUCAGAAUUCUGAAAAAAAGUCAAAAUCUAGAGGAAUACAGUCAGGAUUCUGAGGGAAAAAAAGUCAGAAUUCUUAAUAAAAGUCUGAUUUUUUAGGAAAUCUCGGAAUUCCAAGAUUUAUGUCAUAAUGCUGACUUUAUUCUCAGAAUUAAUUUUUUUUUUCUCAUAAUAAUAAUAAUAAUAAUAAUAGUAUAUUGUGGACCUCAUAAAUAUUUUUCCCCAGUGUCCAUAAUCCGCUCCAGUAACAAAUAGACAGCUACAGCACUUUAACAGUGAUACAAAUCGUUCAGACUGCUCAGACAUUAUACAUAUGUGCCUAUCUUCUCUAUAAAUGAAUAAUCCUCACAUUCUCAGCAGCAGGAUUACUCCCUUUGUUACGGUCCCAUUUGCCCUUUUUUGAAUACAGAGGUGUUAGCUGUUUGAUGAAAGGGAGUCUGUCACCUUUGAGCAGCUGUUACAGAGGCACUAAACCACUCUCAAAACAACUUUACAAUAAACAAUAGAGCUGCUUAUCACCAAUCACCUGUAUUGUAACAGAAAGACAAAGUCUCAACAGUGAAAUCAUCUUAUGUAUAUUGGUUUAAGAGCUAAAAGAUGGUACUUAACUUUUUUGUUGUUGGUGUUGUUGGAAAGAAAUCAAAUAAAUACAUGAAUAUGUUUAAAAUCUAAAAAAAUGACCAUGAAUUUUACUGACUAGAUCUCAAACCAGAUUCAUUGUUUUGAGAGCUUUUAUCUCGUGUUAUUCAGUCUGACUUUCAUGUUCACGUCAGCAGAUUAAUAAGCUUGCAUCCUCGCUGAGAAAAAGAAGUGACAGGGGACAGUGAGAGUAUGACCUUGGUCAACAGGAAACUGUUAAACACUUUGCCUGAGGGGAGCCUGACACAUCUGCCUGGGCAUGAAUAUCCCAUGAAGAGCCUUUAAAUGUGGAAAUGACAAAGAAGCACGCCUCUUUUAAAUUGCAAAUGAGAGAAUAUCAGUCAACUUUCAGGUGUAAGAAGUCAAUUAAAGCCUCUGUUAGUGACUUUACCUUGAAGAUAAAGAAGGUUGAUGUGGGACUUUCAGUGAGGUGAUAUUUCUUAAUUAGCAAUGCUCGUAAGAUUUAUCUGCAGAUGGGUAAUCGUCACUUGUUACUUUUUUGAAAAACUUGCUAUUUGAUAUCAAAGCCAAUGACAAAACAUAUUUAAGGUUUUUAUGCAAACUAAUAACUUAACAAACUAAGUUUCAUAGUUUAUUGUGACAUUUUUGCAGAAAUGUACCUAAACUGUUUAGAUUUUAAGUUAUAAAAGUAGUUUUCAAACAUCAGCAAUAUCGGCGUUUCACAAACCAAACUGUAUCCAAGUUUAUUUAAAGGGAUAUUCCGGCGUGAAAUCAAGGUUAGGAUCAAACACACCGUAACACCGAGUUAGACACCCCAUCAAGAGAUGAAUGCUGGCUGCUUGCUUCUCUAGUUAUACAAACUUUAGUAACGACCGCAGAUAGCAAUACAGAGAGCCACGCGCUCAACCAAAACACCACUCUAUAGCCACAAAUAAUUCUCAAUAUCUAAGUUUACUGAGCCAAACUUGACUGUUUGGGUGGGAAUGCACCACAAGUUGUGGGCCUCUUACAUGUGAUACUGACUAUUUUGAUAUAUCUAAAACUGAGAUCUGUUUACUGAAACUCAAUAUGCAAUACAGCUGAAAUAAAGGGAAUUAAAUAAAUCAGAUAAUCCAACAUGUUAGUCACCAGCUCAAGUACCUUGGGUCCCAAUUUGUCCUUGAGGUUCUACAGCUGUAACUUUUUAAUGUGGAAAGAAAAAGUUUUUUUUUUUUUUAAAGUUACAGGAAUAUGUUGUAUUUGUAAUAUAACAUAAAUAAGUUUAAAGUCUGAAGGUGCAAACUUCUACCAUCACGUCUGUUCAGAUGCAGCAGCGUUGACUACAUAUCCCAUGAACCCCUGAGGCCCCUCCUCCCGCAUACCUCUGCUGUGUGCUCACGCUGCGCUGUGGGGAUGUUGCACAGCACAAGUUGCCCCAAGAGCAGCAGCAAGUCGAGGCGCACGGUGAAAAAGUUUCUCCACAGGAAUGGGCAAGUUUGAGAGAAACGUUUUACCUCCACAUUUCACCUCCACGAUACUCAGAACACCGAGGGAGUGGAUUUAAAGAAGCACCGGGCUGAUCAAACACUCCAGAUUUGGGAUUUCUUGGUGGUUUCUCACACUUUUUUUUGGGAUUUGCUACAUCUGAAGAUCCAACCCCGAGCGGGCUGCUGCUGCUGCUGCUCUCUUGUGUGGUCAGAGAAAAUGUGCUCCUCUACGCAGCCUCGUAGUUUCGCGAGGUUUGCCGUGGUUUUUCUACUCUUUUUGAGGCUACAGCGUGGAUGUGGGGCCAACACAAGGACGUGUCCCCCUCCCUGCUCGUGUUCUGGGGAGCUUGUGGACUGCAGUCGGCUGAAAAGGGGCCAAAUUCCAAACACGAUCCCGGAAUGGACAGUUCAACUGUGAGUCCACUUUUAAAGCCUGCGUGGGGGAGCUUAGCGCUGUCGCUGUUACUGAUUUUAUUCUCACUUGUUUGUGUACAUUUCUUAUUUUUACACAUGUGGGAACUUCUGCAGGUUGUUGGAGAACAAAGUUUGGUGAAGUGUUCUCCUUCAGCACCAGAGGACGACCCACAUUCCUGCUGUAGUGGAAAGGGAAUGUGUUGUAAACCACAAUGAACGACAUUUGGCUUAAUUUGACUUCAGAUCUGGUUUAACCUCAUCUAAAUUACAGAACUGAGAGUAUUUAGUUUAAUUUAGAGACACGGAUAGUUAAAGUAAAACUGUAUCUCCAGUGUUAAACCAGUCUGGGCUUAUCUAUAAUCCAAAUAGAUUAUUUAUUACACGAGUCUCUCAGGCUUUCAGGCUCUUUGACACCAGCAGGGAGGCAAAGGAAAGACUGAGUGUUUUUACACAUGAAUAUAGUAUUGUCAUUCCCUCACAGGCUCCUCAUUAAGAUGUAAAUACUCAUGCAUGAACCCUCCUAUUGCAUGUAGAGUUUUAAAUCCAGCCUUUCUCAUGUUGUAAUGCAGGAAAAUAGGAGUAGUAGCAGUAUCAAGAGCUUAACUAUCCUAGUCUCCUAUCAGGUAGUCCCUUUAACUGGAACCUGGAGCCCUCCAGAUUGUUUUUCAUGGUUUGACAGUGCGGUUACAUCCACAUUUUUCUUCCUCACAGUGAUUGGUGUCGGCCGUGUUGAUGUUUCACUGUUGGUUCAGUCUUCAGAUUUCAGCUUCACAUACCCCGAGGCCUUCAGAGCCAUAAAAGCAUAAAUCAGAGGCAGUGUGUGUGUGUAGCCUUGGACUGUUUCCUAAAGUAAUAUCUCCAUUACACUCCUGUUUGUCCACUGGCUCCAUAAGUUAAGACGAGGCUGAGCUCGGCCUGAAGCCUGCUGGAUCUCGAAUACCAAACACAACUUUACUGGCUUGUGCCUCAGUCUGUUCUACUUUCCAGAUAAUUAUUCUGACUUGAGUUUUAAUUGCCCCGCUUUAAGCUCCUGCACUUGAUUUUUAUUGUCCUGUGUCAGGCUGCAGAGCUUGAUUCACUGCCUGGUGUAGGCUGAGUUCCCUGCUGUUGAAUUUAGUUUUUCUCUUUCUAAAAUGUGCUGCUCUGGAAACUUGACGUUGCCAGAGAAAACAGACCCAGCCUGAGCCUCAUAACCGAGGCCGGCCUCCCAAAGAAAGUGAAGAAAAAAAAAAAAAAGAAAGAGCUGUUCCACAUGGGGGGAAAAAUUCUUUUCACUCUGGCAUGCUAAUUUACGAGUGGCUCCCCAGCACAUCUUAAACCCCUUAAACCGACCGACCCUUUGUUUUCCAGCACCCCAUUAUUUCUGCUGAAUUAGCAACUCCAGAGCCAGCGAUGGUACUGAUUAAGGAGGAGCGUGCAGGAUUAGUUCGGAACAAAAUCACUGCGAAAGGAAAGAGUAAGAAGGGAGAGGAAGAGAGGAGCGUAAAGAAAGUCGGUUAAAGCCAUUAAUAUCUAAAGGGGUUGGAAAAUAGGUUGCAGAUUUCUACCAAGACUUCAUAUCAUUUUACUGUGAAAGGUUUAAAGUGUGGCAGGACUCUGGAGUCUACUUCAAACUGCACUUAAGAGACUCCAAUCAUGUUGGACUUGAGUUGGAGAACGAAUCUUUAACAGAUUUCUCUCUACUUUUAUUUAUUCUGAAACUCUAAAGGACGGCAAAGACAGGAGGUGGUCGACAGCAGGUGGUUUGAAUCACAGCUUUGCUAGCCAUUAAAAUAUCCACCCAAGCUAAUAUUCAGGAAAACAGGAACUGUAUUUAUAUGGGUCUACAAGUAGGAUAGAAAGUAUAAUGAGAGGUAGACUGAGAGAAAAUGUCUUAAAGCUCCUGUGAGGAACUUGAGCUGUGUGUCAGUUCUGGCGCCCCCUGUGGACAAAGCAGUCUUUACAUGUUUGAGCAGAUUUAUGACAACAAAUCUAAUCCUGCUGCUUUUUGACAGUCAAAUAUUUCAUUAAGUGCGAAUAACUGAGGUGAAAAUUGUAAAAACAGGACUGUGUCUGCAGCUGCAGGGCUCGGAUUUACCCCCUUACAUGGUUUUAGAUAAUAGAAAUAGGGGUUUCAAAGUCUAAAGUAAUGUUGAUUAUAGUUUCGUUUGCUUUUGAAUAUCAUUAGAGGGUAUCAGAAUGAUUUUCAGUCAAUUUUAUAAAUGUCAAAAAACUACACAUAGGAGCUUUAAGUUUGUGUCAAAUUCAGACAGGGGGAUACAGAGUUGAAAAAAAAAAAUCAAAAGCAAAUGCAGUUCCUCGAGUGUCCACUUAGGGCUGAGUACAAAAGUUAAAGUAUCUUAAAUAAGUCCCAUGUUAAAAUGCUCAGUUACAUAAUUGAGGGCAAGGCUUUUACAGGCAUGCAGGUGUGUUGUAGCUGUGUGUUAGCAGCCUGAAAGCCCAUCUCUUCUUCCAUUUCUUUCCCUUUUUUUUAGGUUGGGGUUCAAAAUAUCAUUCAUGUGACUCUGAGGAGUUUAUAACCCCUCUAGAUAAUGUAGCUUUUCUAUACAUUCAUUUUGGGAAUGUCAUUAUUCUCAAGUCAAAACACACGAUGACUUUGUAAAAUUUAUGUUGACAGUCGAAGUUAAACAAGAAUGUGACAGAGUGGUUAAACCUUAAGACCUUAAAGCUACUUAGCAUCAGUUUGUUAAACCUGCCUUGAUUAUCAUGAAUGUUAAAGAACAUAAAUCAUAAACGCUACCUCAAACAUUUUGACUUUUUCGUUUAGAAGUUAAAGAGAAAAAUAAACUCUGAGUGGUUUGCAUCACAGAUUUGUUUACUACACACCCAAGCUACUGUUAAUCAUGUUGUGGUCAUUAUCUUUCUUUUUAGCAUUUAAAUAGGCUGUCUGGCUGACUUGUUGUCUGUUAAAUGUAAACUUCAGUUAAAUCCACAAAGCUGAAACUGAACUACAAUUAAAGUCAAGUUGAAGUCUGCUCCCAGCGUCCAUUAUCAAACUCUAACAAGUUACUGACAGCUCCUGUGGUGUAAAGAGUGGCUCAUUUAUUCACUUUUCACUCUUGGAUAAGAGAGUUGGCUUGUUGUACGUUUCCACCAGAGCAGCAGGCUGCAGCCUGUACGCCGCGCUGUGUUAUCUCGCUUUACUCAGAGCCUGCUUUGUGAGGGAAGUGGAAGUGACAGAGCUACUUAGGUUUUAUCUAGGGAGUAUGAUAGGACACCUUUUCCAUACGGCCCCUAGUGCUGGAACUACAACAACAACAACGCUAAGUCCCGUGCAAGGAGAAAGGGGGGUGGGGUGAGCUUAAGCGAGGCGAGUAAAACUCUGGUUGAGUGGUUCGUGAAACUUUCCACCAAAGAACAAAAAGAAAGAAAAAAAAAAAACAGGCCCCUGAAAAUCCAGCAGGGGUGUUUUAGACGUUCAAAAGGCGUCCCUCUCGCUUUUCCUGGCAUUGUGAAUACAUUACCAGUCGAUAGGUUCGUCCCCUCCUCCCUGCACUCCUUGAUGGAUUCCAGAUGAGGGAGGUAAAGGAGGAGGAGGAGGAGGGGUGAGGAGGUGCAAAAAAAAAAAAGUGUCUGGCACCACAGCGUUGAUCGUGCGCAGCAGCAGCGUCAAUAGCUCCACCACUCUCUGCCGCACGAGGCUCAGCCUGCCAGACUCCUCGAUCUGGUUUUCAGGCUUCUUUUCAAAACAAGGACCGUGCUCUGAGUGAGCUGCAGCCAGGACCGCUUCCAAAUCCAGGCUCAGUUGAGUUUUAGUCAGGCGCAGAUCCAAAGAGGCUUCAGACAGAACCAAGACAUUAACCAGAGCUAAUAAUACACAGAAACAACGAAGGUACACACAGAAAUCACAACUCAUUUAGGCUUCAGAAAAGUCGACUCCAUGUCCAGAGUAGACACUAUAAAAGAUUCUGGACUGAGCCUCGUCCAGUAACCCAACCUUGACUCCAGCAUUUUAUCGACCCCCCUCUCACCAGAUUCUGGCCUCCUGUGAGCACGAAAAACUCCAGCUCCCUAAUAACUUAUCAUCUGUCUGCUUUGGCUCGACUCCUGGACCGAGGUCUGGAAAUGGAGUGAACCGUUUUGGCGCGGACCUUUUCUCCUUCCAUGUUUAAAAAUUAGCCAUGAAAAAAGCAACAAAAGACCCUUAGCUAGCUAGCGAGCCUUUUUAGGGAUUGUUUUGGAACUUUUCAGACGCCGCUCGCUCGGAAUUAGCCGAUAACAUCUGUUGUGUUUUGUUUCCGUCAGCGAUCAAUCAUAUUCUUGCUUAUUUUUCUGACUAUUCUGGUUCAUUCCGCCCAUGAGGUUGAAUUAUAGUGACUUCUCUUUGAUGCAUUGCAGCGUUUUAAGCACAAUAACGCUGGAAAUUUGUAUGUAAUUAUGUUUGAGACUACAGCAGCUGAGAAAAAACACUUCUCCCUUCUUUUCUUCACAGGGACCUGAGCCAUAACAAAUUGCAGGUGCUUGACAGCUCUUUGUUUUCCAACUUGCAACAUAUAAGUGAAAUGUGAGUACGCUUUUUUUUCUUCACACGAGUGUUUAAAAAUCUGCCUGAUUGUUUUCUGAUUUCCUUUUUUUUUUAUUUACCGUGCACAGAAAGCUCAACCACAACGAACUGGAUGCAGUACCUGAUCUGGGUCCAUACGCGUCAAACAUCACGACACUGAUUCUGUAAGUAAAACUCUUCUUCGAGCCUGUGAUUUCAUUUCUCUGGGUUUGAGCCUGCUGUGGAGGAUUUUCCUGUGCCAGAGUUGUCGUUGCUUGUUUUAAGUAGAGAGCGAAGGAGUUCCUCCCCCUUUCUUUUCCUCUGGAGAGCUGCCCCGUUCGGUUGAGCUGGUUCCCAGACAGGGCAUUCGCAGAGACAUGGCAGCCGGCCCCAGACUGCUCACGUGGUUUUAAGACAAAUGCCAUCAACAGAAAUGGAAAUGUUUUGUCUGGUGGCCGGAGCUGCUUUUGGUGUAUUUUUAACCUGGAGGCUAGAGUGACGUGACGCUGGAAAAAAAGACAAAGUGUCCUGUAAAAAUGACAGACGUCCAAAUUUGGGGAUUUUUGUAUUAAGCUGGAGUGGACGGGCUGCUUGUUUCUGUGAAAGGAAUAGAGGUUUUUCUGCAAAGUCUCUGAAGCCGAUUAACCCAGAGUUUUGUGUGCAGAAUAAAGAGUUUACUUCAGAUGAUACACUCAGAAAAAAAAAAGCAUUUAACUUGUCAGAUCUGAUCUGGUUCAGACUCCGACCAGAAGACGGUUGUGCAAUACGUGCUCAGAGAAGAACAGCAGAUAUUAGUGUGUGAAACCUCAACAAUUUAUUUGCUUUCUGCGGCAUGUCUCUCCAAAACCGAGCGACGUGAAGUUAUUGUGGAAAAAUGUAUCCCUCUCCCGGCUUGAUGAGGCGUAUUCCUCAUCAAGCCCCGACAAGACGCUCUGCGGCAGCCGCAGGGCGUGCAGGCAUCCGCCAUCGACAAUUUGUUUGCACGUUUGGUGCAGGAGUGUCACCUCCAGCUAUGAGUUUCAGCGGAGGAAGACGGGUGGGGUAGUUUGAACACCUAAGGUGUCAUAUUUUCCUGCAGGAUUUGACGGAGAACGAGUUUGUUUCACUCGCUUUAACUGGAUUUCGAUUUUGAGUACAGACCUGUAAUCCCUGCCUCAGGAAUAAGCAUAAUAGUUGUAUUAUUAGCCGAGCACCUGAUGUGAAUGGCUGCUUCAUCUUGCGGUUAAGAGGUCACAGGUCCAUCAGCCACAAUUGCCGUGUGUGCCGUCCAAGCACCCUUGAGCUACUGUGGAUUACAGCGCAGAGUUUCCUGCACAGAAAAAUACCAGAAUCUCUCCAAACCAUAAAUACUUGAAUUGAUUCAAGGACGUUUUUCAGUUUAGUUUACCCCGAGAUGGAACAAGCAAACUCUGCCUCAACUGUAUCAAGUAAACAACAGCUUUUUUUUUUGUGAGUAGGAAACCGAAAUACGCCAAAAUAUCAAGAAAAUUCAACACGAAGGCACCAAAAUGUCUCAAGACUGGAGCUAUCUGAAAAUCCAAAACAAAGAGGAUUAAGUUUGAGAUAAAGUUCUGCAAGAAAUGAGUAUUGUGUCCAAAAAAAAUCACUGAUCAGUGUGUUAAUUCAGGGAAACUGAAAAAGUUUGGGGAAAAAAACAACGUGAAGUCUCAGAAAGGAAAAGCUUGACAAAGGCGGGAUUUUUUUUUUUUUACAUAUUACAACUAACCUUUUUACAAGUAAUCAUCUAGUUGUGCUUAAUCUUAAUAAUCAGCCAUAAGACUCAACUUUUAAACAAAAACACCAAAAGGAGUCACACCGCACUGAAUAUUAGCAAGUCUUCCUCUGGUUUUAUGGCAGGUGGCGAAGAACCACUUGCACCCCACUAUAAACCAACUGGUUAUCCUGGAUUAGGGAUGUGAUAUCAAUACUGGACCAAUAUUUGAUAUCAGUAUCGGACCGAUAUCAAUAUCAGACCGAUAUCAGCAGAAAAAGAACAUUUGAUUAUAUUGACCUGCAUCUAAAACCUUCGAUAUCAGCACUCCGAUACAAGCAGUCCAUUCCAGAUUCCGCCCCAGCACUUCUAUCUCGCAGCACCGAGAUCCAGCAUGCAGAGCCCAUGUGAUCACAACAACAGUGUGUACUAAGGUACAAACAAAGCAGCGAGGAGGAGUGAUGUCGGCCUCAUGGCAGUAAUUUUUGUAAAAGUCCGAAAAAGACAUUGCAGCUGAGAGCAAAACUUGUCAUGCGCAAGUUUGUGCCAAUAUCGGUAUCGGCCGAUACUGACGGCCAAAAUAUUGGAAUCGUAUCGGAAUUGUAUCGGAAGUAUCGUAAACUUUUUACUGUUGCUGCUCCUACACUGUGGAAUGACUUACCUCUCCACAUUAGACAAGCUCCCUCACCAUCCAUUUUUAAAACCCGUCUAAGAAACUCACUUUUAUUUUAUUCCUUGGCUUUUGACCCAGCAUGAGACGGCAUUACUAUUUAUUGUUGUUUUAUGUUUUUAUCUUAUUAUGUACAGCACUUUGCAUCAGCUUUGGUUGUAUUGAAAGUGUUAAACCCAAAUACAGUUGAGUUGAAUUGAGUUGAGUAUCGAUAUUGUAUCGUAAGUCGAAAAGUUGUAUCUGGACGCCCCUAUCCUGAAUUACCGUGUCUUUUUUAGGACAGUGUCAAAGUUUCUGUUGUUGUUUAGACAGUUAUAGUAAAUGCUGGACACUAAAAUACCCAAGUUUUCGAUCAGUGAAGUCAUGGACAGACUUCAAUGACUCAACAGAGAUUUGAAGAAAGAGCGCUCACAGAAGAAAAUCUCACUUGCUCUCAAACUCACACCGUCUGCCUCGGCUGCCGCCUUCCUCCUUUCGUUUAGGUGAUGCAGUGUGAUUUUUCCAGAAUUUCUCUCCCUUCUUCAGUUUCUUCGAGCUGGGAGGGUAGUAAAAAAAAAAAAAAGAAAAAAGACCUCGGGGUAUCAGAUACCACUUAUUCAAACAGCCAGUCAGACAUAGCGGCAGCUCUCGCCGACUUCUUUGACCUCACAGCUCCGAGUAAAAACAAACGGCAAUAACCCUACAGCUGGUAGUAAUUGAGUCGUGAUCAUCUUAAUUAAUUGAACAAUUUCCCAGGAAUUUAUGGAGGGGGUAAACCCCACCGCCGCUAAAUCCCUCUGCCUGUGUUCAGAGGGGCUCAACAAAUGACCUGGAGAUUCCAGGUCUGAUUAGGUUUAUUAAGAGGUGAGCCUCAUGGUAUGUCAAGGAAACGGGGACCUGGUUAGAAAGAAGAAACGCUGCCCAAAAUAGUGGCAGGUAUUGAGAUAAUCUGUGUGCAGAAGUGAGGCUGCGUUCAAUGACAGUGGGAUAAUUUGAUGUUUAGCCAUUGCCUUUAAAAAAGCACCAAAACCCAAGUAAAAUGUUGAUUCAUCAAUGAUUUAACAGCCCCCUUCUUAUUUUAUGUGGAGGUCCUGCAGUCCACAUGUUAAUACGAUCCCCAUUCCCCUCCUCUCCCACCGGGCGCAGACGUGUUAAGAUGAUCAGCCACGAGGGUGAGAUAUGUGCGCUGUUUAAUAUGGCGUCUCGAAAGCGAACGCAGCCCUGGUUUUCAUUACAGGCGCCACUGAAGAGAGAGGGAGUCAUCAGAUGGCUUUUCGAAAACUCUGUUCUUUUUCCAAUAGGAAAUACCACACACAAACGCACCGCUACACAUGUGCACGAACACACAACUGUCUCACACACUUGGAGAGAGAGAGAGAUGGUCUCAGAUGAAAAAAAAACAAAAAAAAAAAAAUCAGUUUUCCAUUCAAAGAGCGAGCUCCCACUAUUAAAAGCAUUAGUGGAGAGAGUUUUCGCUAAAAACAAAAAAGCUCCAUCAGUCAUCUUGGAGUUUUUACAUAAGUGCAUUUUUUUCCAGUGUGUAAAUGUGGUCGGUUUCACGGCGGUGAAGGACGAAAAUAAAGCUGAGUUCAGCGCGGAGUACGAAUGGUUUCACUCGCAUUUCAAACACUUGAAUUUUAUUAAUAAAAGUCUCAAAAGAGAGAUAUUCGAGGGUCAGACCAAAGCAGCACCACUGCAUCGAUUUAAUACGUCUGCUGCCACUUCCACACAUGCGUAUUAUCAUCGCCAAAGACGCCCCGGGCCGUUAUUGACACACGCUUGGCCUCCUAUUGACUUCCAGCAAAGUCCUGCCACUACAGCUGUAAAGGCUCUGUAAUCAUGUUAUCUGAUAGCAAAGUGGAUGAACAAAUUUGGAAGUGUGUGUAAUUAGAGUGUACAGCGCUGGGAUUGUUUGUGCGGGGGAGGAGGGUGCUCAUUUUGUGGCAGGUCAGACAGAAAAAAGGAGGAAAGCUUUUGCUAUAUGUUGGCCCGAGUUCGCUGAAUCGUGUGAAGUUAACGGUUUAAAUCAGUUCACAGGAUAAUGAGAUUAUUAGUUAGCCAGAUUUCUUGACUUCAGUGUCUCUACUUCCCCCCCCUCCUGAGAGAAACAGGAAAGACUGGUUCUUUCUCACCAGGCGACCUCGCUUCUCUCAGCGGCCAGUCAGGGGGAACAUGAAAACUGAGAUACAGGUGGUGUGCAGCCCCUUUGUUUGGGACGUGGGGGCUGUGGUGCAUGGAAAGCCCUCUGCAAAUCUGCAAACAAAAGGACUCCCUGUGCAGAGACUGAUCAGUAUUUUACUGUAGUUGCUGCACACUCAAGAAGACCAUCUUUGGGGUUUUAAAAUCCAGUUUGACCCGAACCAUUUUCCAAAACUGAGCGCUUUGAUUUGAUUUUUAUUCUCCGAGACGUUUCAAGGCAUCCUGAAAUGUAAUCCUCUUGGCAAGUUUAGCAGCUCCUGCACCCUGACCCGGCGUCUCUUCGUGCCACAGCCCCAAUAUUGACUCAAGCACAAAGCUCAGAAACAUGCUCCGGCGGGUUCGAUUUCAGCAUUGCUCCACAGCGCCCGCCAAACUCUCUGAAAACGCCGUCCAUCUUAGAUAUUUAUUGACACGGGAAUCUUCCCCUCCUGUGUGACUGUAUAUAUGUCGAUUUCCAAAAAAAGGUGUUGGACUUUCCAUAUGGAGAGUCUUGUUGCUAUGGAGACGUGUGCCCUGAAAGCAGUCAACAUAGAGCGGUGUGGAAAGUGGGUCAGAGUCACCACAUUGUGGUUUUAGCAGGUGAGACAUCUGAGAUUCACAGCAGAGUGGUGCCAUGAUGCCACUCUGCCCGAGGACCAGAAUCUGAGAUUGAGAUUAGAUUAAACAGCAGAGUCAGCGAGAGCCAGCCAAGAGUGAACAGACAGGCUAUUAUACUCAUUCUGCAUCAUUGUUCAGACUAACUACUUUCCAAUAUGAGCGGAUAUUUUUCAUUUUUGUAUUUUUGCCUAAAAUUUCUCGUUAGCAGAUAAUCCUUCCAGUUCCUCUUCAGACUUUUAACUCAAGAAAUGAAGAUAAAAAUACGUCACGAUCCACUCAAAUUCAAGUUUAUGUCCGCUGUUAACUUAUCGAAUAAUUCAUCUGGUUUAAUCAAGAGUCCAAACCUCUAAAUUACUUUUUUAUUCUUGCCGAUGUUGGAGGCAUUCUCCGCAGAGAAGUUUGAACUUUGGUGUGUUUGGUAUUUUCGCUCAGAGAAUCGAUAAAACAAUCAACCAGCUCCCCCCAAAAACCAUCUCAUUAAUCUUAAACCGUGUCGCUCAGCUCCGCUCGGUUCUAAUAGUUUCAUUUUAAUGACGCCACAUCCCGAAUGAAACUCCGCUCAGGUUUAAUACUUGAUUUUUGUUGGAGGACGGAGGAGGAAAGCUAACAGCUCGCGGGUCAGUAAGGUGUAGCUGGAGGAGGGGGCUUCAGCCAUCCUGAUGAAUACUGAAAACGAGGGCCUGUAGUCUGGUGUAUUGGAGGGAAUUCCUGCUCCCCCCUUCACUCUCUCUCUACAGCCGAGUCCCAUACACAAAGAGGGCACUGUACAGGCUCUGUUUAUAACUAAGCAGUCCCUGCACUGCAAUUUAGGAGGCGUGCAGCUCAGGAAAUUGCUGGCCUCUGCCGAGGCAUGCUUUCACUGAGGGAAUGGUAUUCAUCAGCCAAGUAAUUGGCAGGUUACUUUUUUAAAUACCUUGUUGGUAAUUACCUUAUAAACAAAAUAACACAUCAAUAAAGGGGAGGGUUGUUUGGAGCCGGUGUAUGGACUCACGGCAUUGAUCAGACCGAGCAAUUUGUCGGCAUUGUUGAGACAUGCACGCAGCUCGAGCGAGAAGCCCGUCAUGUUGGGUGGUAAGUUUGAACUGUACAGGCGCGUGAGACUUUGUCAUUUUUUAUACCACAAGCUGAUUGAGGGACUCAACGGUUUGUGUAUCUGGAAACUUGAGAGCGGUGCGCGCCACUGGUCAAAUACACAGUGUUUCUGUCAUUUAUUGGAGCGAUGGUGUCUGUAUUUUCAGAGCAAACAACAGGAUCACCAGGAUCUCCGAGGAGCAGCUCAGGCCUUUCCUCGCCCUGGAAACGCUCGACCUCAGCAACAACAACAUUGUGGAUAUAAAGGCCAGCUCGUUCCCCGCGCUGCCGCUCAAGAACCUGUGAGUGCCACCGUUUCUUUCCACGCUUGAUUGUUCAUUUUAAAACAGCUGCACAGAGGGUCAUUUCUAAAGAGGACGUCUCCAUCUUCAGUUUUUAACACGUCGAAUGAAAUCUUUCUUCCUCAGGUUCCUCAACAACAACCGCAUCUCCUCGCUGGAGACCGGCUGCUUCACCAACCUCUCCAGCAGUCUGCAGGUUCUCCGGCUCAACCGUAACCGCCUCUCCUCCAUCCCAGCCAAGAUCUUCCAGCUGCCCAACCUCCAGCACCUGUGAGUGUUAUUAUCUUGACUAAAAAUGUCUCAUAGUCAGGGCUUUAAAUAUCUGAUAACUCAUGAUUUCACUUAUAACAGACACAGUUUGACACUUUUGGAGAUUUUCCUGAUUUUAUUCCAUGUGAAAGCUCGUCGCAUGUUAAAGGUCGGGACUUUUUACUCUGAUUGGAUCUAAGUAUAUAAUUUUCCAAUUUGCUGACAGGGCAUAAGGCCUGUACUGGGGUUUAUGUCAUCCACCGUCACCGUGGUAACCAGUGUGACUCUGAGCUCGUCUUUCUGCUGCUAUAGGAGGUUUCAUCAUGAAAUACUGUGUGUGUUUCAGGGAGCUGAGCAGGAACCGGGUCCGUCGAGUUGAGGGUCUGACCUUCCACGGCCUGCACGCUCUCCGCUCCUUGAAGAUGCAGAGAAACGGCCUCAGCCGCCUGAUGGACGGGGCCUUCUGGGGUCUCAGCAACAUGGAAGUCCUGUACGUAUAUUUUCGAGAGAGAGCAUCAGGUUUUCGUCCUUCAUCCUGGUAUAAAGUCUGAUUGUGUGUGUGUGGGCCUGCAGGCAGCUGGACUACAACAACCUGACGGAGGUGAGUAAGGGCUGGCUGUACGGCCUGCUGACUCUGCAGCAGCUCCACCUCAGCCACAACGCCAUCAGCAGGAUCCGACCCGAUGCCUGGGAGUUCUGCCAGAAACUCAGUGAGCUGUGAGUCCAUUUUUUUUCCCUCCUCUUUUUUUUUUCCCUCUUCGCCCCCUCUCCUCCUCCUCCUCCUCCUCUCGUUAUUCCCUCCUCACUUUCCAUUCACACUCUGAACUCCCAACACGUCUCUGUGUCGCCCUCUUCUCCUCUCUGGCACUCCCGCCUGCCCUUCCUCACACUCCAGUUCUCCCCCGCCGCCACUCUCCCGCACACACACACACACACACACACACACACACACACACACACACACACAAAGACACACAGACAAAGCAGCGUCUCUCAUGCUCUGCCAGUCAGUGCCUACAUUAAAGCACUGCCAGCGUAUUACACACCCCUUUGCCUUUUCUCUGUUCGGUUUCCUCUUGAGCCGGAUCAUGGCUCCCAGAAGUCCUGCACAUUUUGGAAAUUCCAUCAUUAAUUGCAGUUUCUUGUGAAACACUACUUUACCCGCAAACUUGAGUGUUUUCCCACCCAUCAGCAUGCAUUCCUGCAGGCAGAUUGGACUCCUUUGUUGUGGCUGUUGUUUACAGCAGCGGUCAGUUUAGUGCUCGCAGCGUCUGGUGCGUUUUUUUCACAGAGGGGUUGUUGUUCUUUCCCCUCUUCGCUUUACUCUCUCUUAUCGCUUGAACCUGAGAGUAAACAAGCCGCCUGUCGGAGGGUAUAUCUGAUGUGCUCUCAUCUGAGUUUACUGAUAAACAGACUUUUAAGAUAAUUAGCACGUAAGAGUUCGAUGCGGUAAAAUGUCGUACUGUAAAAGCAAAUAUAAAGAGCCAGAGUGAUGUUAUAUGAUGUUGUCUUCUCCGCAGCAACCUCUCCUCGAACCAUCUGUCCAGACUGGAGGAAUCCAGCUUCGUAGGCCUGAGCCUCCUGGACGAGCUCCACAUCGGGAACAACCGUGUGAGCUUCAUCGCGGACGGAGCUUUCAGGGGACUCUCGAACCUGCAGAUGCUGUGAGUUCACAAUUUAAACACCUCUUUAUUUUUCUUAUUUAUGGGCGUUUAAACAACCAGCAAAGAGAGGAAGCAGCUGCAGGAAAGAAGUAGAAGAAGAAGAAGACAAAUUACAUUGCUAGAUAAUCGAAAAUAGGUCUUUUCUCACACAGAUAGUGCCAAACUUUUACUUUGUGGAACUGUGUCUCUGACAGUACAUGUGCUUGUUUUUAAAAGCUUCAUUCGCUGCUCUGUUUCCCCCUCCCCCCCUUGUUAAACCCACCUCCACCAUCAAUCCUCUGCCUGAGUGGAAAUAUCCUGCCUGAUUUGUUUUGGGGAUGUGAAAUAGAUUACUGUGUUGAGGUCUCUCCGCACAUAUAAAAAAAAAAACCUCCAAGAGGCACAACCCCGACCUCAAAGCCCCCUCUCAAACACACACACACACACACACACCAGCCCGCCCUUCCCCCCUCGCUCUUUCCCACAGACAUCCCCCCUCUGGUUCGACUUUUUAAACUGGAACCAAAUGUGGGCUGCGCCGCUGAGGUCACCGUAGGGCAGGUGUGCAGCUAGGUGGACAUGAAUGGCUUCAGGGCUUUAAACCUGGACUCACACGCACAAACACACACACACACACAAAGACACACAAACACACCCUCCCUCGGUCUCGAUCAGCCAUAACCAGGCAUGGCGAGGAGGAAAAUAACUGUUUGAAAGCAUUAAGGCAGCUGAGGGAUCAAAGGAGGCCGUUUCUCUGGGAAAUUCUUGAUGUUUUGAGAUGUUUGGACUGUUAGGCUCUCUGUGAAGUUGUCGGUGCAUUUUUCUCUCUUUUGGUCGGGUCAUAAAGUUUUUGUAUUUUGUGUUUCGAUGCUGUUUUAAAGAUGCAUGUGUACACUUGGAAUCAUCAGCUGUAGGGAUAGGAAUCGAAAACCAGUUCUUGUUGAGAACCAGUUCCAAAUGGUUUAAUCCAUCGACAUUGUUUACAUUUCCUCUGAACGAUUCCCUUAACGAUUUGCUUUCUUACGGGUGCCUUGAAAAACGGUCUUGCGAGAGCUCGUCUACGCGAACGAGAACAGAAACUUUGUGGAAAAAAACAUGGCGGAUGGUACAAAAAGUUGGCAGAAACGAUCUGAAGUGAGGCGUAGUUUAACUAAGAAAGAUGACAAUGGGUUUUGUAGGGAAGUAUUGAGUCUGUUUUUUAUGCGCUUGUAACCCAGUUAGCCAUGCGUAUUUGUGUCCUCUUUUUGGGGUUUAAGAAUAUGGUCACCCUAAUUUGACUUAAUACCGACCAAAGCAAAUGCUGUACAAAAAGUUUGUCGUUCGAUUAUUUUUAGACUCUCACUGAAGGUGGCAUACAAAUUUUUCUAUUAUCAGACUCAAUAAAAUUUUGAGUUUAGGGUGAAAACCUAUAGUCUACUUUUUUCAAAUCAAAGUAAGGCAUUGAUAAAGGAAUCGUUAAAGAAUUUAAUCGAUAAGCAGAAUCGAUAUUGGCAUCGAUAUUGAUAAAAUCGUAUCAAUCAGCUGUCUGAACACUUAAUUUCCACGUAUUUGCUUGUAUGUGUGGCGCAGUUUAAGUUCGUAAAUCCACUCAGUAGACACACAGUCAUCAUGAUGUUGAACUCAUUCAGUGCCAGGUUCAUUUUUGCAGUUUUCACCCAGUGCCGCCAUCAACCGCAAUAGAAAUCUCUGCAUCUUUCAGGUCCCACAGAAUAUCUUUUGCUCGGACUAGAAUUAAGUGCAAUAUCUCAAAAGAAAGGGGUGAUUCUCUUCCUUAACCAAAAAAAGUUAGUCUCCAACUCACUCCUGUGUUUAGUUAUUGCUCUUGAGAACCUGACGCCAUGACGUAAACCUCACGGACUGCUUCGGUCGUCCUUGCUGGGACUGUCUCUUAAUUCUAGCUCAGUCUCGCUCACCAGUACCGGCACCGGCGGCACAACAACACGCUGGAAAAUUGUUUCUUUGAUUGUCGGCUGACGAUGUGAAGGUCCGAUACUGGGGUCUCCAGUGGAUCCAGAGACAGUAGCACCGCGCCCAGGGGAGCCGAUGCGCCAAGACUGUUUGCUCUUGGCUAAUGACUUUGGCAUUUUCCUACUCUCUGCAUAAAGAAAAAACUCUCAGAACUAAGCUAAUUGGCACACUUUAUGGCACACUUGUUUUUAAGGGCCCGAGCCGAGAGCGCAGCUCUGUGGCGAAAGCCUUAUUGUAAUUCAAGGAGUUCUCGAUUAUUAUUAUUAUUAUUUUUAUUAUUAUUUAUUUUUUAAAAUUUAUUUUUUGAACUGCCUCUGAAAACGCAAAUUUGACCCCCUGAUUAGCCUUGAAAACUCACGAAAAUUUGCUGGGAGGUGGGGCCCGGCGAAAAUCGCAAUGUUUUCAAGUGACCCAAAAAAAGCGAUUAAAAAAUGGCUCGCUAGCACCCCCUACAGAGUGCCACCUAGUUGACUUUGCCCGAAAUUUUACAGGCACGCGUAUCUUUAUGAGAUCUUUGAUUUUGCACACUUGGACUUUCUUCUCAGACGUAUGGUUAAAGAGUUAUCACGCUGUUUUCGCCCCCUUUUGGCCAUUUCUAUAGGUCACGCCAAACGCUACUUGUUGUUAUUGUAACGUGGUUAUAUGGUCAUGAAUUUGUCGGCUUUGCUGCAUUCAGAACGACCCCAAAUUUAGUCGCAUGUUGGAUAGAAGCGCCCUCUGACGGAAACUAAAAAAAGAAAAAUCUGUUCAAAUCCGUCACUGGCACUGAAUGAGUUAAUGUUAACUCACAUACAUAUUUUAAUUGUGUGCAGAGUAUGGUUAUCCACUGAAAUGUGAUCAAAGUGCAGCACACAUGUUAAAAUGCAGCGCUCUCUUGUAAAACGUCUUUUUCUAUACGACACAGCGCAGACAUCACAGGCUUUUAAAAACGCCGCAAAGGCCAGGAAGGAACUUCCUGUUCGGCGUUGAAUACAGUUUUAGAGUCUGAAACAUUUCCCCCCUCACUUGAAAUGUAAAGCCGCAUACAGUUUUAUUAACACAGCAAGUGCAGUUGUUUUCUGGGUGUGGUUUUUUACAACGUGGUCUGUCUUUGUUUCUCUGGGCAGGGAUCUCCAAAAUAACGAAAUCUCCUGGACCAUCGAGGACAUGAACGGGCCUUUCUCCGCUCUGGACAAGCUGAAGAAACUGUGAGUUCAGGAUCAGUGUAUGAGUGUGAAGGUUAACGUGAGGUUUGGAAGCAGACUGAUGAUUUUUUUGUUUUUUGUUUUCCCAGGUUUCUGCAGGGGAACCAGAUCCGCUCCGUGACCAAGAAGUCGUUCUCUGGCCUGGACGCGUUGCAGCACCUGUGAGUUGACCUUGUGUUUCAGCGAUUGUUCUCCAAGUCGAAGCUGUAAACUAAGCAGAGUGAAUCACACAGAGACAAAGAGGCUGUUUGUCAGAGCCGUAAAGCCCGACUGUCUUCUCCUAUUCCCUCUCUUUGAUGUGGAAUCAGGAAAAAAAACUCCUUUAGUAUCUUUAAAUGUGUGCCAGACUUUAUCGAUCACCCAGGCGAGGGAAGGAACGGUGUGUGUGUGUGUGAGUGUGUGUGUGCAACAGCUGCAUUUGAUUCUAAUUAAAGUUUUUUCCCAGAGCUCAAAGCGGCGCAGAGCCGGGCCUCUCUUGAUUAACACAGAAAACUGCUGCCCAGAGUUUUAUUGUUCUGAAGCCCAGACCUUUUUCUUCUCCCCUGAUUGAAGUUUCUGAAGCCUUCACUCUGCAUGGCUGAUGUUGGCAGAGAACGCCGCCGUCUCCUCGUCAGGAUAAAGCCCUGAUUUCUUUUCUCUUUCCUCCGCAGAGACUUGAGCAAUAACGCCAUCCUGUCCAUCCAAGCCAAUGCCUUCUCUCAGAUGAAGAACCUUCAGGAGCUGUGAGUAUAUCGUGUUGAAUCUAUAGUGUUUUUGUGAUGAUGUAGGACUCAAGACCAGGUGAAAGUCAUUACAGACUGCCGGGAAAGUGAGUUUGAAACGGCGCUUAAUUCGAUGUUUAUGACAAGUUUGCAUUUUCUUUUGUCUCGAGCUUAAAAAAAAACAUGUAAAGCAUAUUUCCAUCUUCCUUUAACGCGAUCGUGUUGCAUGUUGCGUUCAAUGUUUUCGUAAUCUCCUCCCUUGGCAGACGUCUCAACACCUCCAGCCUCCUGUGCGAUUGCCAGCUCAAGUGGCUUCCCGUCUGGGUGGCAGAACAAACCUUCCAGCCCUGCGUCAACGCCAGCUGCGCCCACCCGCAGAUGCUGAAGGGCAGGAGCCUGUUCGCCGUCAGCCAGGAGGAGUUUGUGUGUGGUAAGCGAUGCAUUCAUUCGGCGCAACACCCUGACACUCGCAGACCCGGGAUGCCUUAAAAAAAAACAGGUUUUCCAUUUCCAAACUGACCCUGAUUGUUCGAUGUUUUCCUACCUGAUUCCUGGAGUAGCUAAUGAGUUUUAAGAAGGAACAGUUGCGGAAAUGUACUAAGUAUUAAACUUUCCUGGUCGGUGUCAGCGAGGGGGAAAACUUAGGGAUGAUUUAAUGCUCUGUUUUCCUUUGGAGCCUAAUCUGUCAACAGAAAAGCCAAAGAACAAAUACCCAAUCCCAGAGUUAAAAACAUUUUUUUUCUGCACGGCAAUUAAAUAUUUACCCUUUUGUUUUUUUCCAGAUGAUUUCCCAAAGCCUCAAAUCACCGUGCAGCCGGAGACGCAGUCGGCCCUCAAAGGCACCAACGUCACAUUCGUCUGCUCUGCGGCCAGCUCCAGUGACUCACCCAUGACCUUUGCCUGGAAGAAGGACAACGAGGUCCUGAACGAUGCGGAGAUCCACAACCAAGCCCACCUGCGGGUGCAAGGAGGCGUGGGAGGCGAGACGGAGGUGACGGAGUAUACAACCACCCUGCAGCUCCGCAAUGUGGAAUUCAGCAGCGAAGGGAAAUACCAAUGUGUCAUCUCCAACCACUUUGGAUCCUCCUACUCCACCAAGGCCAGGCUGACGGUCAACAGUGAGUUCAGGACGGGGAAAAUUAAACCGCUCAGAUCUGUCUCUAUCUCUAAAAUGAACCAAACUGAGGGUCUUCUUCUCUCCUGCAGUGCUGCCCUCCUUCACCAAGAUGCCGAUGGACCUGAGUAUCCGGGCCGGUGCGACAGCCAGGCUGGAGUGCGCCGCGGUGGGUCACCCCUCACCUCAGAUCGCCUGGCAGAAAGACGGAGGCACCGACUUCCCCGCCGCCCGCGAGCGCCGUAUGCAUGUGAUGCCAGAGGAUGAUGUGUUCUUCAUCGUGGAUGUGAAGACAGAAGACAUCGGGGUUUACAGCUGCACCGCUCAGAACACGGCAGGCGCCAUCUCUGCGAAUGCUACGCUGACUGUUCUCGGUAAGGAGUCCAAAAUUCUGCUCGGACGACUCGCUUAAAUUUGUUUUUUCUCGCGCUAACAUUUUUUACUUCUUGCAGAAACGCCGUCCUUCUUGCGGCCCCUCAUGGAUCGCACUGUCGCUAAGGGCGAGACAGCCGUCCUCCAGUGCAUAGCGGGCGGCAGCCCUCCGCCGCGGCUGAACUGGACCAAAGACGACAGCCCGCUGGUUGUGACCGAGCGCCACUUUUUCGCGGCGGCAAACCAGCUCCUCAUCAUCGUGGAUGCCGCCGAGGCCGACGCUGGGAAGUACACCUGUGAGAUGUCCAACGCUUUGGGAACGGAGAGAGGGAACGUUCGCCUGGCGGUGAUUUCGAAUCCCAACUGCGACUCUGGAGGGCAAGGCGGCGUGGGAGUUGGCGCUGUUGGCGGGGCGGGAUCAGAUGACGACGGGUGGACCACGGUGGGGAUUGUCAUCAUAGCUGUCGUGUGCUGUGUGGUGGGAACAUCUCUGGUUUGGGUGGUGAUCAUCUACCACACAAGGCGGCGCAACGAGGACUGCAGCGUCACCAACACAGGUUUGUAAUCCCCCUCCAAGUUCCUCGAUUUCUCAAAAGAUUUAACGGAAGAAAAAUGAGAGUGAGUUCGAUUUCCUUUGUGCUUCAGAUGAGACCAACCUGCCCGCCGACAUUCCCAGCUACCUGUCCUCACAGGGCACGCUCGCCGAUCGACAAGACGGCUACAUCCCGUCAGAGAGCGGCAGCAGUCAUCAGUACAUGACCUCAUCAAUCAGCGGCUUCUACUUGCAACCGAAAGACAUGAACGGUAGAACACGCUCCCUUUCUUUCCCUGAGUCCUGAGUUUGAUCCUCUUGCCGCGUUCCUGACCAGAACUCCUCUUGAAUCCUCACAGGUCUUUGUCAGAUGGAUACAGGAAGUGAAACAGACAUGGAGGCGUCCAUCGAUCCUCUGCUGUGCCACUAUCAAGGUCCUAUCAGCUCACUGUUUCGACGGGAGAUGUACUGCGCCGAUCCUUCUGAAGUCUUCACAGGUCUGUCAAAUGCAAAAUCUCUCCUCAGAUUGUUAAUCAAGAAAAUUAGAUCCAAGAAUCUUCAUUCUUCACUUCCUAUAAGAAGAAGUCUGACUAUAAGUGUCUUCAUUCAGGCUGCUCCAUCGACCAAAAACCCAGCCAGAACAUCGACCCCUACAGCGACGGCCUGAGCGGCUCUAGAAGGCGGGAUUACUUCCUGUCAGAGCAUUUUGACCUCUGCUCCUCCACUGUCCUGAUGCAACUCCCCAACGCCGGCCUCAAUCACGGCCCCUUCCACCAGCAGACUGACCGCCAGCCGUCCACAGAGGAGGGGGAACCCGGCGAGUACGGAAGGGCCGUUGAGUGCCCUCCUUCCUGUAACACCUUCAUGGGUGGGUUUUCAUUCUGCAGAGUCAAAAAAUCUUGCUAAAAAGUGAUUAAGAUGAUACGACCAUGUCCCGAGUCGUUUUGCAUUAUCAUAUAUUGUAAUUGAGACCAGUGUGCAAACUGAGCAUGCUCAGAGGCUAGUCUGGAGCCAACUGAGGGCAGCAACUUAAACUACUUAAAUUGGGUUUGACUGUGUGAUUUGAUUUCAUUGAAUAUGCUUGCAUGAACUUUGAACAUCUGGUUUGAGUCGGACAACACAGUAUUCCAAAUUUCUGUUCCUUUGCAAGAUCUGACUUCUUUUGCUUUUCGCUCCAUCAGGGACAUUUGGGAAAACUCCUUGGAGGCCUCAUAAGGAUCCGUAUCCAGGCUUCGGCCCACCGUCAGCGAAGCAAAAUGGAAUAACUCUCCACGAGAAUCCGUACGCCGCUGCAGACGCCGAUUCAGACUUGGAAGAGGACAGUCAUCUAACGAAGGACUCUUCGUCGGAGCAGAGCAACUGCGUUUACGAACAGCCGUUUGACGGCGGCAGGACUGUUCCCGUCCCACAGCGCAGGACCAGCACUUAGCUGAGAGACUCUUGUUUGUCGGAGAGAAGGACGACCAAAAAUUUGAACAAUUCUACCUCAUGGAAAAGGACGCUUUUGCAAUAAAGGACUCCUCAAAUGUGCAACGAGUGAAUGUAACAUAGCAGCUGUUUUUAUGGACACAGCUUCAGUUGAAUUCUAGAGAUGAUUUUAUACAUUUUUAUAUAAAUGUUAUAAUAUUUUGUAAAUUGUAUAUAAACAGAUUCCAUUAUUUUUGCUUACCUUUUGUGUAUAAGUAUUUUGCAGCCUCGUCUAUUCAGUUAUUUCAGCUUUGAAUGAAGCACUGUUUUGCACAAAUGUCAAUAAAAAAACACCGUUUUGUGUGCUGCUACAUUCAUCUACGAGCUGUGAGCCUUCACUCGUACGACUGCGGAUGUCAUGCAGGAGAUUUAUUUUAGUUUUUAGACAAUCUGGUGCUGGUGGUGGUGGGUGUCACAUGGUUGCCUUUAAAGGCAGAACCACAAACCGCCAAGGACACUUCAGGACUGUCAUCAGUCAGGCCCCCCACCGAGAGAGGAAGAGAAACAGAAAUGUUUGAGGAUGUGGAAGGGAGAGGAUGUUUAACUGUUUGGCAUCACAAUCUGGUUGAAAAGUAAAUACAACUAGAAAAAUUGCAUUUCCUCGCAGAAAAUGCGUGGAGGUGCUGAAAGCUGAAAAAGCAAUGCUGAACUGCUAAUAAAAGAUGGAGGAAGGUAUAAAUGUAAAAGCUGUUGAAGGGGUGAAAAAGUAGUAGAAGUUGGAUAAUUGUGAAAAUGGUUGAAGGAUAAAUAGUAUGAAUAUGCUCCAUAAAUUGGAAUUUUAUUAAUGUUGAAAGAGGAGAGAAAAAUGCACAAAGUUUGAAUGAAGGAAAUUACCUUAAAAGGCCGGAAGGUGAGAAGUGGGAUAAGUUUAAUUUGUUGUUCUAGUAGUAGUAGUAUGAUAAGUAGUCAUAGUAGUGAUAUUAGUAAUAGUGUAAGCAGUAGAAGUAGUUUUAGAAUAGAAGAAGUAAUAAUAAAUAAUAAUAAAUUUUAUUUGAAGCACCUUUCACGUCACUCAAGGACAUUUUACAAAACAUAUAAAACAAUAAUAAAACACUAUUAAUUAAAAUCAUCAAUCAUCAAAACAGUUAAAAUCAACAAAGUAACAUUAAAACAUGAACAACAGCAAAGGAAUAAAUAAAGAAAUUAAUAAUAGCAAUUGAAAUUUAAUUUAAAAAAAGUGAGUUAGGGGUGGUGGGAGGGAUAGGCCAGUUUAAACAGGUGUGUCUUGAGUUUGGACUUGAAGAGGGGGAGGGAGUCUAUGUUGCGGAUGUGUGAUGGUAAAGAGUUCCAGAGUCGGAAGUCAAAGUAGAAGUCAAAGUAGUAGAACUAGUGGUAGAAGUUGUAGUAGCAGCAGUAGAAAAUGUAGAAAUAGUAGCAAUAGUAGUUGAAGUAGAAGUUAAAGUACUAGUUUAAUAGUAGUUUCAUAGCGCAAAUUCCUUAAAUCCAGCAUAAAAAUAACAUUGUAUGAAUCCUGAGACCCUCAUGAACACAAUGAUAUAUUUUUUAUGUUUGUACUCUAAAAAAUGUGGCCACAACAGCGAGUUUAAAUGCGCUGAGCCUUGAGGAUUGUCAGGAUCUUCUGGCAGAAAGAUUUCAUUGCAGUCAACGGGCAGAAUCUCUUAUAUAAGCAGGUCCUAUAUAAGGUUCGAAUCAAGACCUCAGGAGUCCUAGUCGGUCUCCUUAUCCCCUGAGCCAUGUGGACACACAGGAGAAUUCUGCUUUUGUCCUAUUUUACUGUCUUUUGUACACACUAGACUUUAAAAUUCAACUAAAUCUGGAUCUGAUUAAAAUAAAGCCACACAGAGUCAAAACAAAAUGAAUCUCAAAUGAGAUUACACACAAGGGCACAUCUUUCCCUCUUGGGAGCAAUUCUCCUCCUCCUCUCCUCUCCAAUCUCCAACCCACCUAUUAGAGAGUUUAUCAAGUACCUGAAAGGGGAGCUCAAGAUCACCUUAAGGAUCAGCCGAGGUCAAUUUACUCACCGCUGUUGAGUAAAACUGAACACUUACUCACAGCUAAGGAAAAUUUCAGGAUAUCUUUAUGGUUCAAUUUAAAUAUAUAGCUAACAACCUAAAAUGCUUUCUCACAAGGACAAUAUCAAAUUAGUCUCAAACAAACAAACAAAACAGUCAUUUUUACACACUGCACAGAGGAAGAUGAAAAUAUAAGAAUCAUGUCUACCUGCUUCAGCCACAGACGUUUUUGACAACUUUGAGUGAUCUAGCUGCUCAGUGCUGACAACAUACUAACAGGAGAGUCGAAUUUAGAGUGAAACAUUUUUUAAACUUGUCUUUUAUCGUUCAGUUGCAAGAACUACGAUUUUACCCUUAAAUUCUCUUUUAAAUUCUCCACCAUCUUUGCCAAGACAAAUUUCUCUUCUUUCUUUCGUCUAUAACCCCUGCAGACCACCAUCGACUCUUACGAUGCUUAUUGUUAAACAUACUUAAUAUCACUAUUUUGUUCACAUUUUAAUCCCAUAUGAAGAGUGUCACAAUACAGUCGAGCUUAAACUAGACUCUCUCUGUUUGCCGGAUGACUCAUUCCCUCUGUCUCCCUCCUUCCCUCCCUCCUUCGUUCCCCCUCCAGCCCUCCUCGCCUGGCGGUUUGUUGUUUUAGGCCUCUCCUCUCCAGCAUGAGGGAAAAAGGUGUGCUUGUGCACCGGGCUAGUUGUUGAAACUUGCACUUGGAGAGCGUCUCCUUACCCGCCACAGUGGAGUUAUGUUUACAAAAUGGCAGAUUCAUGAUAGCGGUGCCAGCAGUUGAUUUAGUCUUGCAUUUACUCUUCAGAAGAAAAAUAAAAAGUCAAAGAAUGGGAGCUUUUUUUUUUUUGUUGUAACUAUACGCACGCUGAAGCUGUGUUUGGAUUCCCACUCUCACUCUGUGUGUAUGGAAAUGCUGAUGAUGAGAUUUGCUUUCAUAAACUGUGUUAUUUUAUUCCCAUCCUUCUGGCUGACUAAUGCUUACGUCCACCUGGCUGCUGGCUGCCGCGCCGGUCUCUCUGCCUUUACCCCACUGAAAAGGAAUGAGGGGGUUUGUUGGAAGUCUUGCCAGUUCUUUGAGGAGGCUGCGAUUAAGACAAGAUGGUGAAGCCACACACAUCCAAACACCUGGGAAACAGCUGCUGCUGCUUCUGCUGCUGCUGCCGCUGAGGCAACACUCAAAAGACCAGUCCACCUCCGGCUAAUAACCUUAUCUCAGAGCAGAGCCAUGAAUGCGUGUCUCAGGAUGACGGUCGGAUAUGUGAGGCCUGGGAGUGAUUUACGAGAAACUCAGUGGAUUCUGAUUGCACUUUGUCGAGCACGUUGUCGGAGUUAUUUGUAGGGCUGGCAUAUUUGGAGAGACAUUUUUUAUCCUGUCUGAGGCAAAAUUAUGAAUGAUGAGAUGGUGAAACAUGUGAGCAACUUAUAUGCAGUUUUAACGCAGGUUUGAGUUUCUAGAAACGUCUUAGUAAUGUACAAAAACACUGUGUUCACUUUGGUGUGUUUGUCUUGUUGUUGUUGAUGAUUCAGCGCACACUUGACUUAAAUUAUGAUUUUACUGAAGCUUAAGAUACUGUUUUAGAGUUUAUGUCUCAAAGGAAUUAAAAGUUAUGAAUGAAUAAUGAAGGGAGAUGGAGUCAGUGUGAAGUGAAGGGGCUGACAGGGCGGAACAGCUCUGUGUUUGUGUUUCUCUUCUGCAAAUUUGUACGUUUUUGUAGGGCGUAAGUUGAACCUAACACUUAAUAAUGUAAGCCUACAAAAUAGAUUUUUCUUAUAUGUGAGUUAAAUGAUUUAUUUCAACAAUUAAGAGUGAUUUGAAGUCAUGUUUUGGACACCAGGGACACAUUAAGUAAUUUGGUCUCCAGCAGGCUAACUCGCUGUUCAUUCCCCCACUGUUUUCAACCCUGUUAGUUAUUUAUACAGUAUUAUUCUAUUUUAUCUGCAUACGAAUCUUACAAUUACUUAUCAAAACAUUUUUAAUCUCUUCUGUUCAUACUGUCUUCACCGGUUCUCAUAGUUUUUGUCCUGUCUUCACCAUCGUUUUAAUAUACGCCCUUCUUUAUCAUUAUUUUAUUUUAUUUAUGUAUUCUUUCUCUUUUAUCCGUCCUCGUUCCACCUUCUUCUUUUCCAUCUUCCUGAUGUGCCGUCAACUAUCAACUGUCGUCAAUUUGUCUAUAAAUCUGCAAAUCUGUGCCUUUUCGCCUCACUCUUUUGGUCUUUGAUUAACCUGAUUGUUGAUUUAUUGUCCACUGAGUUCUGCCUGUUUCCUCCUUUAUUUUAUCUGUUAAAGCACUUUGUAAAGGACUCUUUUUAAAGGUGUUAUAUAAAUACAGUUAUUAUUAUUAUUUGCACCAGCUAUUUGCUUCCACUGCCCUGUUGUCCAUCUUCAACAUGGAAAACAAGGUCCCCCUCCCUCCUCUG